This is a messenger RNA of Onychostoma macrolepis, 2298 nucleotides long. RefSeq names its product par-6 family cell polarity regulator gamma a (gene pard6ga). The transcript has 3 exons. Gene Ontology annotation, molecular function: protein kinase C binding. Gene Ontology annotation, cellular component: apical plasma membrane; nucleus; cell cortex. The record is from RefSeq and is a predicted model, not a curated record. Gene Ontology annotation, biological process: establishment or maintenance of cell polarity; centrosome cycle; regulation of cellular localization. NCBI's taxonomy places the organism in Eukaryota, Metazoa, Chordata, Actinopteri, Cypriniformes, Cyprinidae. The coding region runs from base 405 to 1643 and encodes 412 amino acids.
CCUAAGAUAAAAUAAUUUAUUAGGUCUUAGAAUAUACAAUUCUCUCUCUCUCUAUUUAUACAGUAUGUAUGUGUGUGUAUAUAUAAUGUAGCUUAUUUUUAUCUAUUCAUUCUUCACUAAUUUUGUAGUCAACUGACUCACAAAUAAAUAUUGCAUGUGUAUCUAAGUGAUCUGACUAUACUAAAUAGCCUACAGAAGUCUAAUAAGAGACACAUAGCCUAGUGUAAUCUAUUAGUGUCUGGGAAGUGUCGUAGUUUCCGUGUUGUCCAGCCUUUUCACAAGCCAUUCCUCUUGUUUUUCCGCGCUUUCGUUGAUGCGAACACGUAACGCUAUUUUGUCAUGCUGAGCCAAACAAAACCCGAGUGGUUGGCGGUCAGUGGCUCGUUGACCGCUCAUCGGACAACAUGAACCGGGCACUUAGAAAGUCUCAGUCUCUGCGUUGCUGUUCGGUCCUCGAGGUGAAAAGUAAAUAUGGUGCAGAAUUCAGGAGGUUUUCCCUGGACCGCUGUGAGCCUGGCAGGUAUAAAGACUUCCACAGGCUCAUUGUGCGUUUACAUCACUUAUGGCAAAUGGAUGUCCUUAUCGGUUAUGCGGAUGUCCAAGGAGAGCUGCUGCCCAUCAAUAAUGAUGACAACUUUUGCAAAGCUGUGACCUCUACACAAUCUUUACUGCGUAUCUUCAUUCAGCUUCAAGAGGACGCUGACCAGGAUAUCACAGGUGCUGAAGAUACAACAAAACGAAAGAAACCUAUCAGCCAGAGAAAAACACCAUUUCAGAUCAGCAUGCCACAGAACUUCCGCCCUGUUUCGUCUAUCAUUGACGUGGAUAUCAUACCAGAAUGCCACAGAAGGGUGCGUCUGUAUCGCCAGGGCUCGGACAGACCUCUGGGGUUUUACAUUCGCGAUGGUACCACUGUCAGGGUUACUCCAUACGGUCUGGAAAAGGUUCCGGGCAUCUUUAUCUCCCGCAUAGUUCCUGGAGGACUGGCGGCUUGCACGGGACUGCUGGCCAUUAAUGACCAGGUCCUGGAAGUGAAUGGUAUUGAUGUUAUGCGGAGGUCUUUGGAUCAGGUAACCGACAUGAUGAUCGCAAACAGCCACAACCUCAUCAUCACAGUGAAACCUGCAAACCAGCAUAACAACAUAAGGCGAAAAAGCUGCAGUUCCUCAAGCUCGGGACAGUAUUUUGAUAGUACGCACUCCAUAAGCUAUCCAGGGCUACCUAUGAUACUGAAAGCUUAUGGUUUAGGUAAUGGCUCUGAGAGUGAAGAGGAUGCAGAUGUGGUUGUCGAGAGCCCCAUCAAACACCUGUCCCGACAUCAGGGUUUUUCAGCCACCUCUCAUUCAUCUCAGCCUUAUGUUACUUGCUACAGGCCCCAAGUUUCUGCCAGACAGCCCAACUCGCUCAUUUCGGCUGCGUCCUAUCGCUCUCAGCCUUGUCUCGCUUAUACAGCUCACACUGACCACAGCGUCACUCUUCACAGGCAUCGGACCUCCCAGCAGCAUUUCGGCUGUAAUCCAGCCAUCAGACAGGGAAGCUGCAGUACCCAUGACAUUCUAAACACGUGGCACGUAGAUCUGAAUCGCCAUUUACUGUUGCCCCAGGGGGCAAUGGAGGAAGAUGGAAUUGUUGUCAUUUUGUAAAACAUAAACCAAAAAUACACCACCCAUUUUAAACUGUGCACUACAAUUUAUAAAUGACUCGAUAUAUAAUUACUUGCAUGUUAGGUUUUUACUAAUAACUUUUUUUUAGCAUACUAUUUUUUUUAUCCAUCAUAAAAAUACACUCUGAAAAGCCUUAGAUUGUUCACUUAAAAAUUUUAAUUCUGUCAUUAUUCACUCAACCUCAUAUUGUUCCAAAGCUGUAUGAUUUUCUUUCAUUUCAUUUGACUUCAAUUGUAUGUCUCGAAAUAUUCUUUUAUGCACCACAGUAGAAAGAAAAUCACACAAGUUUAGAAUGACGUAUUUUUGUAAUUUUACAUUUAAAUAAAUCUCUGCUCAAAUGAAUAAUAUGUGUUAAACUAACACCAAUGAAUCUCUUACAAUUAAUGGAUAUUAAUGUGUAAACUAGUGUUUUUAAAUAUAUAGCAUAAGGUUUCUUACAAGCAACACUGUAAAAAACAAAUAUGUAAAAUAACAGAAAAAGUACUGGCAGCUCAUUACACACGACAUUAUCCAUUAAUUUUACGGACAUUUCUGUUAAGUCUAAAACACAAUGCAAUGAAGUAUAAAAUUCAAAAUACUGGUGAAACUGUAAAACCUGUUAAAAAAAUAAAUACGGAAAAAUUCCUUCAAAUUA